AUGUGGGAUGGAUCCUUUGAGGCGUUCGUGAAGGUCCAGAAGACGAAGGCGUACUUCAAGCGCUACCAGGUGAAGUUCCGCCGCAGGCGCGAGGGCAAGACCGACUACCGGGCCCGCAAGAGGCUUAUCUGCCAGGACAAGAAUAAGUACAACUCGCCGAAGUACAGGCUCGUCGUUCGCUUCACCAACAAGUUCGUGCUGGCGCAGAUCAUCUACGCCACCAUCCAGGGGGACGUAUGCAUGUGCCAGGCCUCCUCCACCGAGCUCCCCCGGUACGGCUGCAAGGUUGGGCUCAAGAACUACGCCGCGGCGUACUGCACCGGGCUCCUUGUUGCCCGCCGCCUGCUCCGUCAGCUGGGCCUCGACGAGGCAGACGACGAGAAGAAGAUGGAAAACCUCUACACCGGUCAGGGAGUUGGCGUGGAAGAGGACGGCGACGACGACGAGGACGAGGUCGACGGAAACGACGGAACCGACGGGCUACGGGUGGUCAAGUCCGAGUCUAACGGACGCACGUACUACGUCGACGAGGUGGACGAGGAAAAGCGGCCGUUCAAGGCCCUCCUUGAUGUCGGCAUCCGGUCCACAUCCACCGGCAACCGCGUGUUCGGCUGCAUGAAGGGCGCCGCAGACGGUGGUCUGGACGUGCCCCACAACGAGAAGCGUUUCCCCGGCUACGACCGCGACACCAAGCAGUACGAUGUGAGUGAAGACGAGGCCAAGUACAAGGAGCACUUCGCGUCGUACAUCGAGAACGAGCUCACGUUCGAAGACAUCGAGGACAUGUACAAGGAGACCCACAAAGCCAUUCGCGAGGACCCCUCUCCGGCGCCGAAGACGGCCUUCACGCCGGACAAGUCCUUCAAAAACGCGGUCAAGCUCACCUACGCCCAGCGCAAGGAGAGAGUCGCCGCCAAGAAGGAAGAGAUCCGCGCGGCCCGCGCUGCGGAGGACGAGUAGACGAUACCUUCCCGCGCCCCUAUCGUGUGGUCGGUUGCAGUAGCACCUCGUCGGUCGUGUGUCGUUUUUGGUGCGCGUUCGUGUUGGGAGCCUGUGGCCGUUCCCGGGGGGGGGGGGCGACUUGCCGUUGUCCUGUGGUGGGAAUUCGGCCUGUGCUCUGCUUAUGACGGCGAAAGAAUUGUGAUGGUUCACGGGGAUGUUGUGGUGUCACUGUCCCAGGAGGACUUGACAAACGCAUCAACGGCUGAAAAUUAAUGAUCUGAGCUAAAACGAAUCCGGAGUUGAGUGAACUCCACAAUUUCGUCUUUUCCUCCAUGCGAAUCGUCUUCGUCGCGGCAAUCCCGGCUUUCGUUCAUAAUUUUAUGCCGGUGUUUGCUCCCGUGAAACCGGAAUCUGGAUAUGAAGCGCCAGCCGUGCGUUCGUUCCUCACAAAAGCACAGCGCCGCCUACGACGCUGCUGGCGUCAAGACAAAAAGAAGGCGUAUGUACGCUUUGACGCAUGCAGUAGACACCGCGAUAUCCUGUUGUCCCGACACAUUACGCGAACCUCGUUUCUUCGGAGUGUCACACCUUUCGCGAGGAGCCCCCGCCGCACAGACACGACACCUCUAGAGUCCGGGGAUCUCACCCCCUGGCGUUGAAACUGCGGGCACGGAGACUCUCUCUUAUCGCUUG
Molecule: messenger RNA, 1635 nt
Organism: Ectocarpus sp. CCAP 1310/34
Lineage: Eukaryota; Phaeophyceae; Ectocarpales; Ectocarpaceae
Source: the annotation of a GenBank genome assembly